ACUGCUGAGCGGUUGCUUGAAUUAAUAUGCACUUUUCUAUCAGAUGUAAAAUGAACGGGCGGAUGUGCUGUCGUGCGCUCGCCUGCUCCGCGUGUUAGUUGUAAUAUCGAUGUUUACUUUUGUGUGAUACAAACAAACGAAUAUUGUUUACGCGAUCGUAUGAAUUUUUGGAUAUCGGUUAUAGAAAAAGAUAGUGUUGUGCAUGUGUUUUUAAAACGUUAGCACUCACCUCUUGCAGUGAUUUCGCUGAUAGCUUAUUCGACGGCUGGUGCGCGUGAUAAACUACGUGUUCGAUUUUUGACGGCACGUAAUCGCCUAGUGUAUGUGAUAGUACCAUGAUGUGGGUUGUGACAUAGUGAACGCUGAAGUAAACCCUGACCUCUGGUAAACAUGUCUGGGCGAUCGGAUUGCAGGAAAUUCGCACCAAACAUCUUCAACAAGAGCAAGUGCACUAAUUGCUUCCGGCAGAAAGAGGAGCACAGUGCUGAAGCAUUGGAAUCUAAUCGGGCAAGCCGAAAGAUAUCAAAAUGUGGAUACCUGUUCGUGGCGCCCGGCUGGGAUUUCUCCAAUCCUCUCUACAGGACAAAGAGAUGGCAGCGGAGGUGGUUCGUUUUGUAUGACGACGGGGAACUGACCUACUCCUUGGAUGAACAUCCCGACACGGUACCGCAAGCUAGCAUCGACAUGACCGCGGUGGUGGAGGUGAGUGAGGCGGACAGCGUGACGGGUCACGCGCACAGCCUGGCCGUCACGUCGCCCGAGCGGGUCACCUUCGUGAAGGGCACGUGUCGCGAGGAGGCCCGCUGGUGGGCCGAUGUGCUCAGCGUCUACCCCCGGAGUAAGGGUCGACACAAACGAAAUGCAACAUUUCCCGGCGGACAAACGGCGAGCUUACUGCAGACAUCUACAACGAGAAAGUACUCGGCGGACGCGUCUACGCUUCGUGAAGCAGCGAGGGCGGAAUGCGGUGCGGGCGCGGCGGCGGGGCGCAGGUGCGGCAGCACCACGUGGCCCGGGCCGCGCGUGCAGCCGCCGCAGCCAGAGAUACCGAGCCUGGCGCUGGGGGGCCGCCCCACCACCACCCUGGACACCAAAGUGUACACGGACCAGCCUGUGUCGUCAGCGUCUCCCCCGACCCGGGACAAGAUCAAUGGCGAGGAGAAGGCGAGGUCGCGGCGCAGAGACCCGUGGCCGGAGCCCGAGCCCGCCCAGGGCAACGAUGAUGGAAAUGCUGUUCGGUCACCUCUAUUACAACAGCAACACCAACAGUACGACGAACAACUCCGAGACAUCGCGGCGUCGCUGACUCGCCCGCGGUCCAGACGGGCUCUACCUCCCACCCUCGAGAGACCCACCAGACUACCUCCGCCCGAUAGACUGCCGGCAAGAGGAACACCGGACGGUGGAGUUCCUGCGGAAGAAGGUUUAACGAGCUCAGGAAGUGAGGGUAGCGUAGCUACAGAUGUUGUUGAAGCUCCUGAAAGUGCAGAAGCUGGACGGGUAGAAUUACCGGCGGAGAGACUGCUACACGCAAGAGCUGGUUGGUUGCAGCGGCGGGGCCCUUCGGGCUGGUCCAGACAUUGGUUCGUUCUUCGCGGCGCAGCGUUACUCUACUUCAGAGAUCCACACGCAGAACAAAGAGGGCUCAUGGACGGCGUAAUAGAUCUGAGUGGAGUAGCAAGAGUCGUUGAACUGCCGACUUCCGCUACUACAAACGGAUAUGCCUUCGAAACAGAGGCGUGGGAUGGCAAGCAUAUUGUAUUAUCUGCUGUGACAGCGGGUAUCAGAACAAACUGGGUAUCGGCAAUAAGAAGAACGGCUGGCUUACCAGAUGCCGGGCAACUCUCUUUGGUUUUAAGAGAUGAUGGAGUGGAUCAAGCAUCUGAAUCAUCAACGUCUCCAAUAACCCCUAUCACACCAAAUACCAUGAAGUCGGCUCCAUUUUCAUCAGAUGAAGAAUAUCGAACAGCAUCGGAAGGUGGGCGUAGGGAUAGUGCGGAUUGGGGCGAUGUAGCACCACAACCGCCGCCUUCACCGAUCCUUAAUCGCACGCCAAUAUCCAAAGUAAAAGAAAAGGUCCGCGCAAGAACAUGUCACAAUAUCUCACUAAAAGUUGAAAGCAAAUGUGAUACUGACGAGAUUGACGCAACCAAAGAAAUGGAUAGUACAAUAGAUGAAGUUGAUGAAAAUGAGAAACCAAAUGAACCCAGAAAACGUAGUUACAUUUCAACAAUAGAUAAGCAAUCGAUUGAGAUUGAUGAGUUAAGAAAGCAAUUAAAACUAGCUUUGUGUGAUUUCGAUGCCGCUGAAUCUGAAUUGGCACGAUUAAGAAAAUUGAAGCUGGAAGCCUCCGCCCGAGAAAAGAAAAUGGAAGAGUUAGUUAUUACUUUGCAAAAGAAAGAGGAGGAGUUGUGUAUUAGAACAAAGGAAGCUGAAAGCUUAAAUACUAUAAAACAACUUUAUAAUCAAGAUAAAAAUAUAUGGGAUUCAAAAUUAACUGAAACGCAGAAUUUUUUAAAAGAAUCUACGGAACAUUGUGAGCUGUUAACUCAACAACUUACGACUGCACAAGAAGUUAUUAAACAACUGCAAAAAGAACUCAACGAAUUGAAUGAUAAGCUGUUAAGAAGUGUUAAAGAAAAUGAGAGUUUAUAUACAAGGAUUCGGGAACUAGAAAGCAAAGUUACUAAUGAGUCUCCAUCAAAAGAAAAAAGGAAAAGCGUUGGUUCUCUUUGUGAACUUGGCAACAUUAAAGAAAUUUCAAAUUUAGAAUCAUUAGAGAAGAAUAGACUGAUUGAUGAGUAUGUAGAAUUAAGAAGUAGAUUCAUCAAAGCAAUUCAAGAAAUCAAAUCUAUGAAAAAAGAACUUCGUGAGUCACAUAACAUGUACGAUGAAUUAGAAAUAACAAAUAUGAAGUUGAUAAAUGAAAUGAAACUAAGAGAACAGUGCAGCAGAUCAGAAAUCGAUUUGAUGGCAGCACGAAUUCUAGAUUUGACGCAAAAACUGACUGCUUCAGAUAAACAGGUUAGAACAUUGAAACACAAAAUCCAAAAAACUGAGUCUCGAGAAAAAAGACGUAGCUUAUCAUUAAAAGGAAGGGAGUCAUUUACAUUAGGGAAAGAAGUAGAAGAAAAGUUGAUGGAACUUGAAAAUAAAAUCACAUUAUUAGAGACAGGAGAAUCAGCCCCAACAAUAAAUUCGCCAUCAAAAAGUUCUUCUCCUGCUAAAGAGAAGCUUACAAAAACUGAAAAUGUAACUGAUGAAAAGAGGAUGAAACGAUUGGCUGCUAGAUUAAGGAGGAAAUCUUUAGAUAGUGCUACUAGUUCAGAACCAAUGAAAAUGCUUGUUCGGUUGAGUUCGCUAGAAACGAAAGUCACUUCCGUACUAGAAAAUCGCCGUGAUUUUACUAACUCUUGCGAAUCAUUAAACCACGCAACAGUAUCGGUCGAUAGCCCUGUAUUAAGCGAAAGCCAGGAAAGCUCUUUGAUCGGCACUCAGUCACAAAGGCAUUUAUUAGAUCGUUUACAGAGUCUUGAAAGUGUUGUCAUACAUUCGAGAAAUAAAGUCAAUGAGUGUCUUUGUCAAAUGAGUGCAAUGCGAGCAUCGAAAUCCCGCAGAUCACCAUCACCCGGCCUGGAGAAGAAAUACAGCUUCAAGUCAAUGGAAAAAUGUUUGUCAGAUGUCAGCAAGAGAUUACAAGAAUGCUUUGAUAAAUGUGUUAUUGAUAACACAGAACAAACUUCAACUGACUUUGUAAACGACAGUGUCGCUGAAGUUGUUGUGCAACUAGAAGAACAACUGAGGAUAAAGCUUUUGGAUAUAUCGAAACGAAAAGCCGUUCUUUACGAGGCUGGUGAGCUUACUAAGAGAAAGAGCUUAGAGCUUCUGGCGGAGAAACUCGCAUACGAGGCGGUUCUAGUCGGUAGAAUACAAGAAGCUCUACAAUCUUCAAAUGGCAGCAGAUUUUUCGCUAGAUUAAUAAAGUCUGAAAUAACAGAAACUAGUCAGUUAAUAGAUAAUCUUAAACGUAAGUUAAACGGAGAGAAUAGCAGAUGUAUCGACACCACCAAGAGCUCUUUGGACUAUCUUGCAAAGAUAUUAUCACGGAGAAUCGAUAUCAUGAACGGCUCUCACACUGGCAAAGAUGGACGUCGAUCGGAGUUCAUCGUUAAUAAUACAGACCUCGAAGCUUUAAAGGCAUCACAAAUAGAAGUAGCCGAGGCUGUCGAUAGAUACAAGAGCGAAAAAUUGGCCGAACUAUGUUCCGCUCUCGCGUGCGAGACGUUAUCGUUUACAAGUCCCGGUGACAGUGAUUUUGAACAAUACCGUGCUAACACAGAAGCAGCGAGGGUGCGCGAGGCGUGGGCUUCCGCGCGCGAUGUUCUCGGCGCCGAGCUGGUGCAGGCUGAAGUCGCGCGAGCCCUAGCUCGGGCGGCCCAACUCUGCGAACGAAACCUGGACGAAUCACGAUCGACUCGCCUCACACUGACGGCUCAGGACCGGGCGGACCUCGAGCUGUGGUGGCAGGCGGCCCACGACCACCUGCGCUGCGAAAUGGACGCCGCCGUCCGCGACAUCGCCGCCCGCUACCGAGAAUGCCUCGACUCCGACCGGCGCAAGGAGGGCUCUCCGGGACUCGACAGCCGCGCGCUGCUGCAGCAGCUGGCCGACGUCCUCGCCCAGAAGGCGCUGGUGGACGCCCGCGUCGCCGUCGUGGACGGCACCUACCGGGCGUCGGAGCCGCGCGACACUCCGUCUCGCGAAGACGCCGUCGCCUCGCUGGAAUCCGACCCCGCCGCGGAGGCAGAGUUCGUGUACCUAUUCCAGCACUUCUCGAACGAGUGCCGAGCGCUCUUCUCCAGUGACUGUUCGGGCAACAGUGAAGACUCGAUGAAGAUCUGCGAGAGCCUCGAGCGGGUGGAGGUGGCGGUGGCCGAGGUGCGGCGGCGGCUCGGCGGGGAAGACGCGGCCCCCGCGCGGGGCGAGGCCGAGGGAGGGGGCGCCGCGACCGUCGGGGACCGCGUCGAGGCGCUGCGGCGCCGCGUGGAGGCGCUGCAGGCGCUGGCGCCGUGCCAGCACUGCCGGCGGCUGCAGGAGGCCGUGGACCGGCUGACGGCCGAGCGCGCGCGGGGCGAGUGUGCGCUGGCGCAGCAGGCCGCGGCGCUGGCGGCGGCGCGGCGCGCGCGGGCCACGCUGCAGGCGCAGCACGAGCGGGAGCGGGCCGCGCUGCGCGAGCGGGCCAGGACGCUGCAGCGGCGCCUGGCCGCACUCGACUCGGAGUACUCCGCGCAGCUGGAGAACCUGCGGGCUGCGUAUCAGAGUGCAGUGUCGGCGGACACACACGGGGACGGUCUCCGCGCGCGUUACCAGCAGGAGAUCGAACAGUUGCGCGCACUGUGUGAGAAGGGUCUAAUGGCUAUGGAGAGCUCACACCGGCGGAUCGUGCGCGAGAUGGAAGACAAACACCGCGCCGAACGAGAGCAGCUGCGUUUGGAGAAAGAACAGGCCCUGGCUGAAGAGACCCGGGCAACGUUGGCAGCCCUGGACGCGAUGCGCAAGGCUCACGAGAACGAAGUGAGGCGGGAAGUAGACAAGUUCAAGCAGGACUUCCUGUCGCGCGGCACCACUGACCUGACGCAGAUCAGCACCAGGCACCAGCAAGAGAUGGAAGAGAUAAAGCGAGAGAUCCUGUCACUGUCGGAGAAGUACUCGGUGAAGUGUGUGGAGUCAGCAGAAUUGGAGGAACGGUUGGCCACGGCUACGGCACAGCUGGCGCAGGCUCACAACCAUAUCAUGCAGCUCGACUCGAGAAACAAACAACUUCGAGCGCAUCUCAUAUCAGAGGCCAAUGAGCUGAAGUCUGCUGAAUCUUCUACUCUCGCGCAGCUCAUAGAAGACACUGCACCGCAUGGUCACGAGGCGCCGCUGUGGCUCCACCUGCGACACCUGGCCGCGCUCUGGCAGGGGACCGGCCCGCCAGAGCAAGUCUUCGAGACUGAGUCCUUUGAUGGAAGCGACACGCGCGAGUCGGACCUCGAAGAUCCAGUUCGUGAACACGGAGACCAGAAACCUGCAGCUGUCACCUGUACAGAACUAACAUCGGACCGUUGUUCGAGCGGUCGUGCGACGGCCGCGCCUCUCGCCGGCGUGGUCGCCGAACGAAAGAAAAGAUUCGAACUUUAGCCUCGUCGAAGCACUGCGGACGACUUUACGAUCGAUUCGACCAGAUGUUUACUGAAUAUAAACGAAGUCGCAACUUGUAUCCCACCCUGUCAUCUGGCUGCUUUGCUUUGUUGUCAAUGUUUGUGUUCAAUCCAUUCUGAAUAAGAACAUAUACUAUCCGUCGCUUAUAAAGCGGGCGCUACAAUAGCGACAUUAAUUAAAUACAUAAAUUUAACCAAAAUAAAUAAACUUUCCAUAAUAUUAUUUCGGAACAACCUGUAAGUAAUCUAGUAGCCGCUUCGUAGAAGAAGUACCCACGUAAGGGUUGUUAGUUUGAAAAUUUCAAUGAUUUAGUUUAAUUGUUAGAUUUUUCCUGAUAAAGGUUCUACCCGUCUUUAAUUUUUGUCGCCACUGUAAUGCAACGCUGUAUAACCUAAACAAAAAGUCUGCAGUCGUAGUAGACUAGUGAAAAUAAUAAAGCAACCUGUAUAUUUGUAUGACCUAUGGCUAAUCUUGUUUACAACAUAUUUUAUCAUUCAAGUGAACGAGCUAGAAUCAAUCAUAAUUUAAUAACACGCGGUUGCUUUCGUUUUUUUUAGAACCCUGGCCGAUGUAUUGGCUAUAUGUCAAUUCCUUGCAUAGAUUUAGAUUACUGAACUCUUACUUGUACUAAUGUAUUUUAUAUUGACCUUAUAUUUAAGAUUACAACUAAAACCAAAAAUGACCUUCCUCUCGAGAAGUGGCCAGAUUUUCUCUCCCACCACAUUUACGUAAAUGUAUAUAAUUUUGUUUGUUUUUUUUUUUUAUAUUAUAAUCGUUUUAAAUAACCUGUAAGUGUAUACAUAUUUUUGGACUUGAACGAACAUACGGUGUUCUAUGUUCAUUGUAGUUUAGUUUCGGGUUAGUGACGAUUUCUUGUAAGAUUUUGCAACACUGUACAUACUAACUGUCCUGAUUGUCCCCUAAGUGCACAGUCUCCCCUCCCAUUUAUCUAGUAAGGAGUUUGUUACCAAAUAUUUUCUUAUUUAUGAGUUUACGACACGUUUAGUUUAGAACACGCGCGUCGCUUCAUACUCUAGCUUCGUGUGUUCGCCUAGCAUAGUUCUCUAUAUAUAAUCUGUAGAUUUAUGUAAUAUGUAUCCAUGCGGGAGAUUCGUAGUUAUAGUUUGUGUUACGUAUUUUACCGCGUGACAGUUUAUUAUCAUCAGGCUGGUUUUAAAUAGAAUAUACUGCAAGUGUUACCAGGCGGACGAGACCCGACAUUGUCUUCCAACCGAUCACGGUGAGAACAGACAAUAUUGUAAUGCCUUAGAUUAUGUAAACACGCACAUUCUUCUCAUCUGGCAACUAUCUUGAACUUGUAAUUGUCAAAUCUAUCACAUCAAAUUCUUUCAGUCUAUUUUUUUUAUUUUCCUCAAAUUUGGGAAUUUGUCUUUUCUUUUUUGUCGUCAAUGAAUUAAGAGAUUUAUUUAAUUCAUGUACCUAAUGGAGUCUGUCCGUGUUUACUUACACGUAAGUUAGCUGUUGUAGUUUGCUCAAUUGUUUCUAGUGUAUCGAAAUACCAAAACGGAACGCCAGCAUACGUUUAUUUUCAAAAAGAUGCAUUAUUAACAUAAAUAUUGAAAUUCUGUGCGCUGUGACACUCAAGCUUGUUAUUUUAAUUUUUAAAACAGAUGAAAAUGAUAAUACAGCAUAUUCCAAUCCCUAAAAAUUUGAUCAAAAUUUAGAUAAACUAUGUCUGGAAAAAGGAGUUAACUUAGUUUUUAAAUUAAGUUUUAUUAAUAAUAUUGUAUUCAAUAUGGUGAACUAAGUACCUACUAUACUUAAGUGUCAUAGCGAACAGGCUAAAAUUAUUAUAUUAGUUUAGUUUUGUUAAGUUAAAGUUACUCGAGAAACUUAUAUUUAUAUAUUAAUAUAUCUCCCCUGUAGUUGACGUUGUAAAGUGUUGGUUUAUAUAACAAAGAUUUUUAAAUAAACUACUUAAUAUAA
Molecule: messenger RNA, 8151 nt
Organism: Leptidea sinapis
Lineage: Eukaryota; Metazoa; Arthropoda; Insecta; Lepidoptera; Pieridae
Gene: osp
Product: protein outspread
Exons: 17
Coding region: 391-6183 (1930 amino acids)
Biological process (GO): actin filament organization
Cellular component (GO): actin cytoskeleton
Molecular function (GO): actin filament binding
Source: RefSeq, a predicted model, not a curated record